Molecule: messenger RNA, 1393 nt
Organism: Hibiscus syriacus
Lineage: Eukaryota; Viridiplantae; Streptophyta; Magnoliopsida; Malvales; Malvaceae
Product: dehydration-responsive element-binding protein 2E-like
Exons: 1
Coding region: 61-1371 (436 amino acids)
Biological process (GO): response to stress; positive regulation of DNA-templated transcription
Cellular component (GO): nucleus
Molecular function (GO): DNA-binding transcription factor activity; transcription cis-regulatory region binding
Source: RefSeq, a predicted model, not a curated record
UAUACACACACACACACACAUCUGAUUUCCUCUAUUUGUUCACUUGUUAUUGAGUUUCCAAUGAAAGUAAAGCGCAGUUCUUCUGAUAUGGCGGAUAGUUCUAGAGGUAGGAAUAAGAAGGCAAGAGCAAGAAGGAAUGGAGGUGAAUCAGUAGAGGACACCAUUGAGAAGUGGAGAAGGUACAACAACAACAGCCAAGUUCGGUUCAGUGAAGAAGAUAAUGGCCUCCAAAGGGUUUCUAAGGUUCCUGCCAAAGGUUCUAAAAAGGGGUGUAUGAGAGGGAAAGGAGGACCUGAGAAUCCCGGGUGCAAGUACAGAGGUGUAAGGCAAAGGAUAUGGGGGAAGUGGGUGGCGGAGAUCCGACAACCCAUCAACGGUGGUCAUCAUCUUGUGAGUAAAGGGAACAACAGGCUUUGGCUUGGAACCUUCUCUAAUGCCAUUGAUGCAGCUUUUGCUUAUGAUGAAGCGGCAAAGGCUAUGUACGGUCCUUACGCUCGCCUCAAUUUCCCCUGUGAACAUUCAAAGGGAUCGGUAGAUAAUUCCGGCAACAAAGCGUCUGCUUCAUCCACCAUUGAGAUAUGUUCAAUCGAGUCUGGUUCGACAUCCGAUUUAGAUGAAGACAGAGCUAAAAAGGAAUCAAGUACUACUUACGUGUCCCCUGCAGUAGUACAUGUUGAAGAAUCAAAGAUGUUACUAAAAGGUAAUUCGACAGAGAAACAAAAUUGUUCUCAAGUUUGUAUGGAGGAGGAAGCAGGAUAUUUAGCAGAGGACACUGCAAAUGGCUUCAGUUCUAGAUAUAAUUACCUAUAUAAUGAAGACCAAGAUUCGGGUAUUUCGAUUUUGGAGUUGGAGCCUUGGAAGGAUGUUAAAGCCGAGAUGCCAGUAAGUAUCGAAUCCGAUACCAGUUAUAAUUGUUUCUUUGGUGAAGAUGAUAACUUGAAAACUGAGCCUUCAAGUGAGAUGAAAGUGGAAAUGGAGGUUGAACCUGGGGGAUUAGAUAAAUUUUAUAACUACAACAGUUUGGGUAAUUUUUAUGAUGAGCCCCCAGUUUUGAGCUGCCAGCAACAACUUAAUACUCCAUCAUCUGUUGGUGAUAGCUUUAACGACUUCAAGAACAAAUUGGAGCGUAUGGAUGGUUUGUCGGCCGAAGCCAUAGCCGAUGCGAAGCCUUUGGCCUUAAUUAAGGAAGAAAAAGAUUAUAAUUCUGAUCGAGUUGAUUCUUCUUCAACGAGCAACAUUCAAAGACAUGGGAAUGGCUUAGCCUUCAACCAUGAUGAUGAGAUGGGUUUUGGUUUAGAUUACACUAUGGACUUUUUGACACCUGAGGCUGAUUUGGACUUCCUAGAAGCCAUGAAAUUCACUGGUUUAUAGUUUUGAUUACUGCAUUUUUUUU